AACACGGACGGAGAAAUGAGCUCGUCCUCCGCCGUUCACAUCACACUAACGUGAGCGUGUGACUGCUCUUCUUCACGGACACACACACACACACACAUACACACACAUACACACACACACACACGCACACACACACACACAUACACAUACAGAAGACCCGCACUGGUCUGCUGUUUACAAAUCCCCAGCUUGGUGUCGGACAGUCCCACCCGCAGCCCGGACCAUGGCGGAGAGAAGUGGCCGGUUGAGUUUCCCCGGCAGCGGGGCUCUCAACAGACCGGUGCCCAUGAACCUAUUUGCAACAUGGGAGAUAGACGGAUCCUCCCCGAACUGCAUCCCGAGAUUGUGCAGUCUGACUCUGAAGAAGCUGGUUGUGAUGAGGGAACUCGAUAAAGAGCUGAUUUCUGUGGUCAUAGCGGUUAAAAUCCAGGGCUCCAAAAGGAUCUUGAGGUCCCAUGAGAUAGUGCUGCCACCCAGUGGGUCUGUGGAGACGGAUCUGGCUCUCAACUUCUCACUGCAGUACCCGCACUUUUUAAAACGAGAGGGAAACAAGCUGCAGAUCAUGCUCCAGCGGCGAAAGAGAUACAAGAACCGAACCAUCCUGGGCUACAAGACUCUGGCAGUGGGAUCUAUUGACAUGGCAGAGGUGAUGCAGCACCCGACAGAGGGAGGCCAGGUCCUUCCUCUCUGCAGCAACCAGAAAGACAUGCUGGGGAAGGUGGCAGAGAUCUGGAUCUUUUCCCUGUCCAGUCAGCCAAUAGACCACGAGGAGGCAGCGCUGCAGGGAGGACAGAAGAUCAAAUGCUCCGAUAACUACUCAGAGGAGGAGUACGAGAGCUUCUCCUCAGAGCCGGAGGCCAGCGACGACGCCGUGCAGGGACAGGAUCUGGAGGAUGACGAGUACCGUGUGAGGAAGACAAAGAUGCAGAGGAGGUCGAUUGUAAGGACGCCCUCCAUCACCAGACAGCAGAACUUUAAGCAGCGAGUGGUGGCUCUACUGAAGCGGUUCAGAGUUUCAGACGAGGUGCUGGACUCGGAGCAGGACCCUGCAGAGCCGCCUCCUGAGGUGGAGGAGGAGGACCUGGACCUGGACAGUGUGGAGUUUGAGAACCCCAGUGACAGCGGUCCAGAGCUGGAUGACGAUGACAGCGUCCUCAGUACGCCGAAACCCAAACUCAAGCCAUAUUUCGAGGGUCUCUCCCUCUCCAGCUCUCAAACUGAGAUCGGCAGCAUCCACAGCAGCCGGAGCCACAGGGAGCCUCCCAGCCCGAUUGACCCAGAUAAAACCAAGUGUGGAGGAGCCAAGUAUCCAGAUGAUAAUGUGUCUGAUAAUGUCUCCUUUGAGCAGCCGGAGGCGGUGACUCCGACCACAGAGCUGGAGAUGGACAACAUGGACACGUUUUUAGAGAGACUGCCACCAAGUGGCAAAAUGACCAAGACAGAGUCGCUCAUCAUUUCAUCCAACAGGCAGGAACCGAAGUUGGCAGGUAGGCGAGGCAGGAGCACGUCGCUGAAGGAGCGCCAGCCCAGCAGGCCGCAGAACGAGAGGGCCAACAGCCUGGACAACGAGCGGUCCCUGGACACACGCUGCCACCUACAGAUCCCAAGAAAGACGGUGUAUGACCAACUCAACCACAUCCUGGUGUCUGACAACCAACUCCCUGACAGCAUCAUCCUCAUCAACACGUCAGACUGGCAGGGCCAGUAUCUUUCAGAUAUGCUUCAAAACCACCAUCUACCAGUGGUGUGCACCUGCACCACAGCAGACAUCCAAGCUGCGUUCAACACCAUCGUCUCCCGCAUACAGAGAUUUUGUAACUGUAACUCCCAGACGCCCAUCCCCAUAAAGAUAGCCGUGGCCGGAGCGCAGCAUUACCUCAGUGCAGUUCUGAGGCUGUUUGUGGACCAUCUUUCCCAUAAGACCCCUGACUGGCUCGGAUACAUGAGGUUUCUCAUUAUCCCUCUAGGUGCUCAUCCAGUCUCCAAAUAUCUCGGCACUAUUGAUUAUCGAUACAACAGUCUGUUCCAAGAUGCUGCUUGGAGGGACCUGUUUCACAAGCCAGAAGCUCCUGUUGUUGUCCAGGAGAACCCAGAUGUGGUAUCAAGGGUAACUCAGUACAUGCUGGGAGCUAACGGAGCUCACCAGCUCCCCAUCGCAGAGGCCAUGCUCACCUACAAACAGAAGAGGAAAAAGAGCUUUCAUUUUGAUUUUGCAGUAAGCCCUGAUGAGGACUCGUGUCAGAAAUUCAUCCCUUUCAUCGGGAUGGUGAAAGUUGGCCUCGUGGAGCAGACGUCAGCAACUUCAGGAGACUCCGAUGAUGCAGCACCUCUGGGCUCCUCGCUGCUCUCCUCCACACCUCCGCAAAUAUCCCCUGCACUCAAAGAGGCGUCGCCCACCCCUCCCUCCUCUCCCUCCGUCACCACCAGCUUCUGCGCUUACAGCUCCGUCGGUCAGGCGGAGCUGAUGGGGCUUCAGGUGGACUACUGGGUGGCUCCAACAGAACGGAAGAAAGACGUGGAGAAGCGGGACUCCUCCUCCAAAAACACUCUCAAGUGCAAUUUCCGCUCGCUGCAGGUCAGCCGGCUGCCACUGGGGGGCGCUGAGCCGAGCACCCAGCCCACCAUGUCCAUGACAGUGGUGACCAAGGAGAAGAAUAAGAAGGUCAUGUUCCUGCCAAAAAAGAGCAAAGACAAGGAGGUGGAGUCGAAGAGUCAAGUGAUCGAGGGCAUCAGCCGGCUCAUCUGCACUGCCAAGCACCAGCAGACCAUGCUGAGAGUGCUGAUUGACGGCGUUGAGUGGAACGACGUCAAGUUUUUCCAGCUGGCGGCACAGUGGUCCUCCCACGUCAAACACUUCCCCAUCGGGAUCUUCGGACACACGAAAGGCCCGUACUAGCAGCA
Seriola dumerili (greater amberjack) is the source of this 2901-nucleotide messenger RNA. It is a transcript of the gene pacs2, whose product is annotated as phosphofurin acidic cluster sorting protein 2. Lineage: Eukaryota; Metazoa; Chordata; Actinopteri; Carangiformes; Carangidae. Gene Ontology annotation, molecular function: transmembrane transporter binding. The transcript is spliced from 25 exons. The coding region runs from base 224 to 2896 and encodes 890 amino acids. The record is from RefSeq and is a predicted model, not a curated record. Gene Ontology annotation, biological process: protein localization to plasma membrane.